AUGGUAAGGGGUCAGAUCUUCAAACAGCGGCGUGUGCUGAACAUUCUCUUACUUGAUGCAACAGACAUGGGCUUGCAACAUGAUGACAUUUUCAGCACACAGAUCGAAGUUAGACUGAGAAGUUUCGUGUUCGUGAAAUUUUUGAAGUUCCGCAGAGUUUGUGAAUUGAAAUGCUCGGAAGGAAAUAUUGAACUUGAACUUGAACUUUCGGCCCAAAUAGAACUUCCGGCCAGAUGGGACUUCCGGCUGAGUCAGUUUAUUCGAGAUUUGGAUGCUGGAAGAUUUGCAGCUCAGCUUCUGGAUCUGGGAAAUGGAAACGUUCAGCAAGUCUGUAAUGGAGACAUCCCUUUUCCAAAUGGCUGUGGCAUUUUGGUCAAAACCGUACAAGAGUUGAUUACCAACGUUUAUCCAAACAUUGGACAUAAUUUUCAAGAUCAUGACUGGAUUUGUGAAAGAGCCAUACUGGCACCAAAGAAGGAAAUUGUCCAGGUUGUCAGUUGGAAACUUAUGCAACCAAUUAACAGUGAGGAAAGACAUUAUUUAACAAUCGAUACCGUUGUGGACCCCUAUGAGGCUGUGAAUGAUCCUACUGAGUUCCCUAACUCUUUGGAUCCUCCUGAAAUGCCUUCUCACAGACUGACAUCGAAGAAAGAAGUUCCAAUCAUGGUUUUGGAAAAUCUGGAUCCUCCAAAGAUGUGCAACGGAACAAAACUGAUUGUCCGGCAAAUGCAUCCACAUCUUUUGGAAGCAACAAACCUCACUGGACAAGGAAAGGCAGAAGAUGUUUUUAUUCCAAGAAUUCCACUGAUUCCAGCAGAAAUAUCCUUUGAAUUCAAAAGACUUCAAUUUCCAGCGAGAGUUUGUUUUGCAAUGUUAAUUAAUAACAGUCAAGGACCAUUAGUGAAAAUUGUUGAACUUCACCUCAUGCAGCAGUGUUUUUCUCCAAAAUUCUCCAAAUUUCUGUGA
Molecule: messenger RNA, 966 nt
Organism: Octopus sinensis (East Asian common octopus)
Lineage: Eukaryota; Metazoa; Mollusca; Cephalopoda; Octopoda; Octopodidae
Exons: 2
Coding region: 1-966 (321 amino acids)
Source: RefSeq, a predicted model, not a curated record